Molecule: messenger RNA, 720 nt
Organism: Penicillium longicatenatum
Lineage: Eukaryota; Fungi; Ascomycota; Eurotiomycetes; Eurotiales; Aspergillaceae
Product: haloacid dehalogenase, type II
Exons: 2
Coding region: 1-720 (239 amino acids)
Molecular function (GO): hydrolase activity, acting on halide bonds, in C-halide compounds
Source: RefSeq, a predicted model, not a curated record
AUGUCGGACAAAAUCAUCAUCGCAUUCGAUAUGUACGGCACAUUGUUGUCUACAGAUUCUAUUGUUAAACAGCUGGAUACACAUGUUGGUUCUACUCAAGCAUCGUCAAUCUCCACGCUUUGGCGCCGAUAUCAGCUGGAAUAUACAUGGAGACUCAAUAGCAUGCAUCAAUACGAGGAUUUCUCAACAGUCACCCGAAACUCGCUACGACAAGCAUUAGCUGAGCAUGAUCAACAGCUACCAGAAUCCGGCAUUGACACUUUGUUGGAAGCAUAUGACAGCCUACAUACGUUUCCGGAUGUAGGCCCGGCACUAAAUCGAAUCGCGAAUGAUCCAAACCUUCAGGCUGUGAUAUUCUCCAAUGGCACGAAGAAUAUGAUCUCAAAUUCAGUGCUACACUCCCCAGACUUGUCCCAGCACGCCAAUGUAUUCCAAGACCUGGUUACUGUGGACGAUGCUAGGGUGUAUAAGCCUGCACCUGCUAGCUAUCAGCAUUGUGCUCGAACGAUCGGCAAGCAGCCUUCUCAGAUGAAUGAGAUUUGGUUGAUCAGCUGCAACGCGUGGGAUAUCGUCGGAGCGCGCAAUGCUGGAUUGAAUGCCAUUUGGAUCGAUCGGGCUGGCAAAGGUUGGCAGGAUGCUGCUGUUCCGGAACUAAAGCCGACGGCGAUUGUACGUAGUCUGGAACAGAUCAUUAAGGAGAUCAAAAGUCGACAGACAUAG